AUGGCUGUCUUUGGAGAGGCCGCUCCCUAUCUCCGAAAGUCAGAGAAGGAAAGAAUUGCAGCCCAGAACAAGCCUUUUGAUGCCAAGACAUCCGUCUUUGUGGCCCAUCCUAAAGAAUCCUUUGUGAAAGGGACAAUCCAGAGCAAGGAAUCAGGGAAGGUCACUGUCAAGACUGAAGGUGGAGAGACUCUGAAUGUGAAGGAUGAUCAGGUCUUCCCCAUGAACCCUCCCAAGUAUGAUAAAGUCGAGGACAUGGCCAUGAUGACCCACCUCCAUGAACCCGCUGUGCUGUACAACCUCAAAGAGCGUUAUGCAGCCUGGAUGAUCUACACCUACUCGGGUCUCUUCUGCGUCACUGUCAACCCCUACAAGUGGCUGCCGGUGUACAACCCGGAGGUGGUGUUGGCCUACCGAGGCAAGAAGCGCCAGGAGGCCCCUCCACACAUCUUCUCCAUCUCUGACAAUGCCUAUCAGUUCAUGUUAAAUGAUCGCGAGAACCAGUCGAUCCUGAUCACUGGAGAAUCUGGUGCAGGGAAGACUGUGAACACAAAGCGUGUCAUCCAGUACUUUGCAACAAUUGCAGCGAGUGGGGAGAAGAAGAAGGAGGAGCAGUCAGGCAAAAUGCAGGGAACGCUUGAGGAUCAAAUCAUCAGCGCCAACCCACUGCUGGAGGCCUUUGGAAAUGCCAAGACCGUGAGGAAUGACAACUCCUCACGCUUUGGCAAAUUCAUCAGAAUCCACUUUGGAGCUACAGGCAAACUGGCUUCUGCUGACAUUGAAACUUAUCUGCUGGAGAAGUCCAGAGUCACUUUCCAGCUCAAGGCAGAAAGAAGCUACCACAUAUUUUAUCAAAUCACGUCCAACAAGAAGCCAGAGCUAAUUGAAAUGCUCCUCAUCACCACCAACCCAUAUGACUACCCUUUUGUGAGUCAAGGUGAGAUUACUGUUCCCAGCAUUGAUGACAAGGAGGAGCUGAUGGCUACAGAUAGUGCCAUUGACAUCCUGGGCUUCACUGCUGAUGAGAAGACUGCUAUCUACAAGCUGACAGGGGCUGUCAUGCACUAUGGGAACUUGAAGUUCAAGCAGAAGCCAAGAGAGGAGCAGGCAGAGCCAGAUGGAACAGAAGUGGCUGACAAGGCUGCCUACCUUAUGGGUCUGAAUUCAGCUGACAUGCUCAAGGCACUGUGCUACCCCCGAGUCAAGGUUGGGAAUGAAUAUGUGACCAAGGGUCAAACUGCACAGCAGGUGCACAAUGCUGUAGGUGCUUUAGCAAAGGCUGUCUAUGAGAGGAUGUUCUUGUGGAUGGUUGUUCGUAUCAAUCAACAGCUGGAUACGAAGCAGCCUAGACAGUACUUUAUUGGUGUCCUGGACAUUGCUGGCUUUGAGAUCUUUGAUUUUAACAGCUUUGAGCAGCUGUGCAUCAACUUCACCAAUGAGAAACUGCAGCAGUUCUUCAACCACCACAUGUUCGUGCUGGAGCAGGAGGAGUACAAGAAAGAAGGAAUUGAAUGGACAUUCAUUGACUUUGGGAUGGACCUGGCUGCCUGCAUUGAGCUCAUUGAGAAGGUAUCCUUCCUAUUCAGAAAUUCUCCCAUGGGCAUCUUCUCCAUCCUGGAAGAGGAGUGCAUGUUCCCCAAGGCAACUGACACCUCUUUCAAGAACAAGCUCUAUGACCAGCACCUGGGCAAGUCCAGCAACUUCCAGAAGCCCAAGCCUGUCAAAGGCAAGGCUGAGGCCCACUUCGCCCUGAUACACUAUGCUGGCACAGUAGACUACAACAUCACUGGCUGGCUGGAGAAAAACAAGGACCCCCUGAAUGAAACUGUCAUUGGGUUGUACCAGAAAUCAUCCCUGAAGACACUGGCCUUACUCUUUGCCAACUAUGGUGGAGCAGAAGCGGAGGCCAGUGCUGGAAAGAAAGGUGGCAAGAAGAAGGGUUCUUCCUUCCAGACUGUCUCAGCUCUUUUCCGGGAGAAUUUAAACAAGCUGAUGACCAAUCUGAGAAGCACCCACCCCCAUUUUGUACGCUGCAUCAUCCCAAACGAAACGAAAACACCUGGUGCCAUGGAGCAUGAACUGGUGCUUCACCAGCUGCGGUGUAAUGGCGUGCUGGAAGGGAUCAGAAUUUGCAGGAAAGGAUUUCCCAACAGAGUCCUGUAUGCAGAUUUUAAACAGAGAUACAAAGUAUUAAAUGCAAGUGCUAUCCCAGAGGGACAGUUCAUUGACAGCAAGAAGGCUUGUGAGAAACUUCUUGGAUCAAUUGAUAUAGACCACACUCAAUACAAAUUUGGUCACACCAAGGUGUUCUUCAAAGCUGGGCUGAUAGGCCUCUUGGAAGAGAUGAGGGAUGAGAAGCUGGCACAGCUCAUCACCCGCACACAAGCCAGGUGCAGGGGCUUCCUGAUGAGAAUGGAAUACCAAAGAAUGGUGGAGAGGAGAGAGUCCAUCUUUUGCAUCCAGUACAAUAUUCGUGCAUUCAUGAACGUCAAGCACUGGCCCUGGAUGAAGCUGUUCUUCAAGAUCAAGCCCUUGCUGAAGAGUGCAGAAUCUGAGAAGGAAAUGGCCAACAUGAAACAAGAGUUUGAGAAAAUCAAAGAAGAGCUUGCGAAGUCUGAGGCAAAGAGGAAGGAGCUGGAGGAGAAAAUGGUGAAACUGGUGCAGGAGAAAAACGAUCUGCAGCUCCAAGUGCAGGCUGAAGCUGAUGCUUUGGCUGAUGCUGAGGAAAGGUGUGACCAGCUCAUCAAAACCAAAAUUCAGCUGGAAGCCAAAGUUAAAGAGGUGACUGAAAGGGCUGAGGAUGAGGAAGAAAUUAAUGCUGAGCUGACAGCCAAGAAGAGGAAAUUGGAGGAUGAAUGUUCAGAGCUGAAGAAAGAUAUUGACGAUCUUGAGUUAACACUGGCCAAGGUUGAGAAGGAAAAACAUGCCACCGAAAACAAAGUGAAAAACCUCACAGAGGAGAUGGCAGCCCUGGAUGAGACCAUUGUGAAGCUGACAAAAGAGAAGAAAGCCCUCCAAGAGGCCCAUCAGCAGACACUGGAUGACCUGCAGGCAGAAGAGGACAAAGUCAAUACGCUGACCAAAGCUAAGACCAAGCUGGAGCAGCAAGUGGAUGAUCUGGAAGGGUCCCUGGAGCAAGAGAAGAAACUGCGCAUGGACCUUGAGAGAGCUAAGAGGAAACUCGAAGGAGACCUGAAGCUGGCCCAUGACAGCAUAAUGGAUUUGGAAAAUGAUAAGCAGCAGCUGGAUGAGAAGCUGAAGAAGAAAGACUUUGAAAUCAGCCAGAUCCAGAGCAAAAUUGAGGAUGAGCAACUUCUGGGCAUGCAAUUACAGAAGAAGAUCAAGGAGCUGCAGGCUCGUAUUGAGGAACUGGAGGAGGAAAUUGAGGCAGAGCGAACCUCUCGGGCAAAAGCAGAGAAGCAUCGGGCUGACCUCUCGAGGGAGCUAGAGGAGAUCAGCGAGCGCCUGGAAGAAGCAGGAGGGGCUACCGCAGCUCAGAUUGAGAUGAACAAGAAGCGUGAGGCAGAAUUUCAGAAGAUGCGCCGUGACCUCGAAGAGGCCACGCUGCAGCACGAAGCCACAGCUGCCGCCCUGCGGAAGAAGCACGCGGACAGCACAGCUGAGCUUGGGGAGCAGAUCGACAACCUGCAGCGAGUGAAGCAGAAGCUGGAGAAGGAGAAGAGUGAGCUGAAGAUGGAGAUUGAUGACUUGGCCAGUAACAUGGAGUCUGUCUCCAAAGCCAAGGCAAAUCUGGAGAAGAUGUGCCGCACUCUGGAAGACCAACUAAGUGAAUAUAAAACAAAGGAGGAGCAGAAUCAGCGCAUGAUUAGCGAUCUCAGUGCUCAAAGAGCUCGUCUGCAGACAGAAUCUGGUGAAUAUGCACGUCAGGUGGAUGAAAAAGAUGCUUUAAUUUCUCAGCUGUCUAGAGGGAAACAGGCUUUCACCCAGCAGAUUGAAGAAUUGAAGCGACAACUAGAGGAAGAGAUAAAGGCCAAGAAUGCCCUGGCCCAUGGCUUGCAGUCCGCUCGCCACGACUGUGACUUGCUCCGGGAACAAUAUGAGGAGGAGCAGGAAGCCAAGAGUGAGCUGCAGCGUGCCCUGUCCAAGGCCAACACUGAAGUGGCCCAGUGGAGAACCAAAUAUGAGACAGACGCUAUUCAGCGCACGGAGGAGCUGGAGGAGGCCAAGAAGAAGCUGGCACAGCGCCUGCAAGAUGCAGAGGAACACGUUGAAGCUGUGAAUGCCAAAUGUGCUUCUCUGGAAAAGACAAAGCAGAGGCUGCAGAAUGAAGUGGAGGACCUGAUGAUUGAUGUGGAGCGAUCAAAUGCU
Messenger RNA from Haliaeetus leucocephalus (bald eagle), 4326 nucleotides. RefSeq names its product myosin heavy chain, skeletal muscle, adult-like. The annotation marks the transcript as partial. The record is from RefSeq and is a predicted model, not a curated record. NCBI's taxonomy places the organism in Eukaryota, Metazoa, Chordata, Aves, Accipitriformes, Accipitridae. The transcript is spliced from 29 exons. Gene Ontology annotation, molecular function: ATP binding; cytoskeletal motor activity; actin filament binding. Gene Ontology annotation, cellular component: myosin complex.